Macrosiphum euphorbiae (potato aphid) is the source of this 2049-nucleotide messenger RNA. NCBI's taxonomy places the organism in Eukaryota, Metazoa, Arthropoda, Insecta, Hemiptera, Aphididae. The record is from the annotation of a GenBank genome assembly.
AUGGGCAGCGGUCACGAUGACGGAGCUGGCAAGGUGUGGUUGGCGCAGGUCAUCUGUCGCCUGGUGUACUCUGUGUACCAGGACAACGGCAACUACUACAACAACGGUUCGGCGUCGACCGUGGCCGCAACCGCCGCCGCUGCAGCCUCGGCCACGGCCGCCACCACCGCGGCCACCGCCGCCGCCAUAGCGGUGGCCGGCACCGAGAUGGUGAUGACCGCGACAACGAACGGGAACAAGUUGCUGGUGACCGAGGCCCGGGUCGACAGGCUGGACUGCGGCGGUACAUGGACGCUGGACUGCCGGAGGUCGGAGGGCGCUCUAGCGUGCACAGACUCGCUGUCCAAGGCCACCGAUGCCCCUGUCCGGCUGUAUCUGCCCGCCAGGCUGUCAGCCCACUUUGACGGACAGCCGGCCGUGUCCGUGGGCCUGCCCGAGACGGCCCGGGGUAACGCCAUCACCAUCGUCCGAUGUGACGGUGACGGUGGUGGCGGCCACGACCACGGCGAGGUGACAUGUUCGAUACACGGCGAACAGUGGCCUCCCGCCACCGUGACCACCGAGACCACCGACGAUGCCGAUGACCCCCAACGUUCGUACAACUGGAAGUAUCUGUUCGUCUUCGUGUUCAUCGCUUCCGGUGGCGUGGGCAACAUACUCGUCUGCCUGGCCAUAUGCCUGGACAGGCAGCUCCAGAACGUCACCAACUACUUUCUCCUGUCCCUGGCCAUAGCUGACCUGCUGGUGUGCCUGCUCGUUAUGCCUCUCGGAGCCAUACCUGGAUUUUACGGUGAAUGGCCUCUAGGCGUGGCUUGGUGCAACGUGUACAUCACGUGCGACGUGCUGGCCUGCAGUUCCAGCAUUAUGCACAUGUGUUGCAUUUCGCUGGGGAGAUACCUGGGCAUAAGACAUCCUCUCAGGACCAGACAUCACUAUUCCACCAUGAAAUUGGUGUGUGUCAAAAUCGCCAUCGUCUGGUUCCUGUCAUUUUUGGUAUCGUUUUCGGUCACGCUCCUGGGUCUUUCCAAUGCUAAGAACAUUAUGCCGGAUCCAGGGGUUUGCGUAAUCAACAAUCGAGCUUUUUUCGUCUUCGGUUCGCUGGUCGCGUUUUACAUACCAAUGAUCAUCAUGGUGGUCACGUAUGCCCUUACUGUUCAGUUGUUGCGGAAAAAAGCCAGAUUUCUAUUGGAUGACAGUUUCGUGGACGGUCGGAGGAAUGGGUCAUCGGCGGAACCGCAUCUGUUCAGACGUUUGGGCGGCCGGUUUUCAGCAAACAAAAACCAGAACAACGUGACCGGGCGGUUACAGCAGGGCAAAAACAACAACAAACAGUGCGAUCAACAGACGCAGAUACCCGACGCGGUAUCUGCUGGCGCCAGUGACUCGAGGAAUUUCCGGUUGAAGACGCUCAGACUUCAGCUGAAUAUGAACCCGUCGACACUGAAUUUGAGAUUUCUCGCCAAUAGACAGAAGCGCCAAAGCCUGGCGGCCGCCAACGCCGUUAGAACCGAACAAAAGGCCAGCAAAGUGUUGGGAGUGGUGUUCUUCACGUUCGUGUUAUGCUGGUCACCAUUCUUCCUGUUGAACAUCGUGUUCGCCGUCUGCCCAAAGGAAAGCUGCCCGGUACCCGACCACGUGACCGAGGUGUGCCUCUGGUUGGGAUAUGUGUCCUCGACGAUAAACCCGAUAAUCUACACGAUAUUUAACAAGACGUUUAGAGCCGCAUUUAUCAGGUUGCUCAAAGGCCGAUGUCACAAGACCAGACCUCAUCGGUACAGAUCGGUGACGGACAACCGACACUCCGCACUGAUAAGCACUCCGUCUGGGGCGGCCGCCGGAGCGGCCACUGUGCCGUUAUCACUUUCGCUUCAGUCCACGCCACUGACCACGUCACCUCCCGUGAACGACACCACCAACACCACUACCUUCGCCGCCACUGCCGCCGCCGCCAUGGCUGCCGCCGCUGCGUCUAAGAAGACGACGUCCACUCCCGAGUACCCAGACUCGUUUCUAGUCCAGGAAUGCCCUGAGGACACUGCCAAAUAUUGA